UGCAAGCCCUCCCAGUGCGCCUGCCUGGGUCUGCCUUCACAAAGCCCUUGCUGGAGCCAAAAACCACAAGAGAAGGAACGUUGGGCGUUGGCCGGGGAGGGGAUCGGCGUGCGCUUCCCCUUUGCGCAUCAGACCCAUCGUCCACAGCAACAGGCCAACAGCUUCGGCAAAAGGAUCCUCACUUCUGCAUCUCCGAAACCAUGUCGUCAAGAUACACCGCCGGCCCCUCGGAGACUGAGCGCUGCAUCGAGUCUCUGCUCGCCGUCUUCCACAAAUACGCCAAGGGCGACAGGGAUGCAAACACCCUCUCCAAGGAGGAAUUCAAGAGGUUCAUGAACACAGAGUUGGCCUCCCUGACAAAAAAAGACCCGGCCAUCGUGGACCGCAUAGGGAAGAAAAUCGACAUGAACAACGAUGGGAAUAUCGAUUUUGAAGAGUUCUUGAACCUGGUCGGGGGGAUCGCCAGCGCCUGCCACUCCCACGUCGCAGCCUCCGGCAAGCCCUAGGGACCGUCGCCAGGCGUUCGAAACAAACAUUCCAACAUUUCCAAAUAAAAGACGUCUAGUUUCCAUGAAAAA
Molecule: messenger RNA, 578 nt
Organism: Anolis carolinensis (green anole)
Lineage: Eukaryota; Metazoa; Chordata; Lepidosauria; Squamata; Anolidae
Gene: s100a11
Product: S100 calcium binding protein A11
Exons: 3
Coding region: 201-506 (101 amino acids)
Cellular component (GO): cytoplasm
Molecular function (GO): calcium-dependent protein binding; calcium ion binding; S100 protein binding
Source: RefSeq, a predicted model, not a curated record